AUGGUGAUUACAAAGACUCAGUCAUUGGCUUUAUACAAGAACAUUCUGCGAUGUCAUAGAGUACUCACCGAACCAAUGCGAUCGAUGGGUGAUCAAUACGUCAGAACAGAGUGGAGACUACAUAAGAAUGUCAAUCAAUCACUCGCCAAUGUCUUUUACUCCAAAUGGAACGAGUAUCUACACUUUAUGAUCAAUCAGCGUGUGGAGGGCAUUGAAAAUGUAGUAAUGGCUUCAAGCGACUUCGAGAGUCCCCAUACUGACCUGGUGGUUGGUCGCGAUCUAUCCUCAGACGAGUCCACUCGAAUGACUGACAAACAAAAGGAACAACUCAAGAAGCUCAAAGAAGAAGCUGAUACCCUUUUCUUGAAGAGU
Acytostelium subglobosum LB1 is the source of this 372-nucleotide messenger RNA. RefSeq lists its product as hypothetical. Gene Ontology annotation, biological process: mitochondrial respiratory chain complex II assembly; succinate metabolic process. Gene Ontology annotation, cellular component: mitochondrion; mitochondrial intermembrane space. The annotation marks the transcript as partial. Lineage: Eukaryota; Evosea; Eumycetozoa; Acytosteliales; Acytosteliaceae. The record is from RefSeq and is a predicted model, not a curated record. The transcript has a single exon.